CCAUCUUCGAAAACAGUCAUUCGGCUGCUAUGAUCGCGUUCGGACAUACGAGCUAUUGUACUCCACGCGCUUGGCAGCGACGAACUUUGAACACGGAAAUAUCGCACUUAUUACCGUAACCUCUAACGUCCAGUGUUGUUUGUGAUACGUGACAUGACGACCAUUGAAGUUUUGUUGCCUUCACCUAGAGUCAACAUGUUGGAUUCUGGUGCUGUGGACAACCUAAGCAUUCCUAGCUUGUGUGGCCCUCACAGGGGCACCCGUCGCCCGUCGGGCACCGCCGAGAGCGAGAGUGAUUCUCCACCCAGUAAGAAAAGCAAGAAGGCUCGCCGACGGAGGAAGAGGCCCAGUCAACGUUGCCGCCUGAAUGGACUUCGGACGAAACCAGUUGCGCCCUUUAACACCACCCAGUUCCUGAUGGCGGAACACGACCAGCUGCAGGAUACAGACAUUGUGGGUCGUCCUCGAAGGCACCGUGACUCCUCGCUCAGCCUCGACUCGGAAGAUCAAUCAAACGAGUUCUAUUCUUCCCCAGAAGACGAAGAGGAGUUUCUCACACGGGAGUUCUGGACUGCUUACGAGGAUGUUCACGCAGAGCGCCUCGACACCAUGACGAAGGCGCAGCUGGUUCAGGAGUACCUCGCACUCGAGGAAAAAGUGGAUUUAUUAGAACGCCAGCUUCGUGCCGUCCGAGCUCGUCAUCGGUAUCGUCUCCAGCAGAACGACGAAAUAGACGACGAUGAUGCUGUUGGACCCGGUGAACUGCGCGUCGACUCUGAGACAGCCCAGAAAAUCAGCAUCUUUCAGUCAGAGAUCAGCAAUCUUGAAUCUGAAAACCGACGUCUACGAGAGGAGAACUUUGAACUGCGCCGCACAUCCCUUACCCGGUCUUCAUCGUCAUCAUCGUCAUCCUCCAGUAGCGACUCCAGCAGUAGCAGCAGUGAUUCUAGCAGUGACAGCGAGAUGGACGAGGAGUCGGCAUCUAAACACGAAAAUUCUCAAGUUGCAGCAACGCCCGGAAAUGCUUCUCCAGCCACUACAGAAGUGUGCAGCUCCCCACAGGAGUCUGGUGUGGACUGUAUACAUUCAGGGAACACUGUGGACCAAUGCCAGCCAGAUAGUGGUGUUUCUUGUGAUAGUCCUGAGGCUGCUGAUCCUCCAACCUCAUCCUCCAUCAGCAUCGAGGUUACGGCGGGCAAGUCUGAAGCAGAGGGGGAGGUGACUAGUACUACAGCAGCGUAGCACCUUGAAGGUUCAGCACUACACACCCGUUGACUGUGAUCCCGCAUUGUAUUUAAUUUUGGUCCGUGCGAGUAAUGGUGGCACUAAAAGUCGCGUCACGCCCACCGACGUUCAUUUCUCCCUGUGGAAUUCCUGUUACUGCAUCACAUCGCCCACGAGAUGAACACAACUCAGGCUCAUGGUUGAUGUAUGGUGUCAGUUAAGAGUUCAAGUGUUCAUCGAAGUGAAAUGCAGUGAAUAAUAUUGAUCUCUAUAAAUAAGCAGACAGUGUUUGUGCUCACGUGAACUUUGUGGCCAUCGUGAGCUCGUAUGGGAACUUGCCAAAAUAUUUUAAUUAGCUAAGGACGAUUUACUUCUUUCAGAACAUACAAAGUCGAUCUCUCUGAAUAGUAAUUGUUUAUGUAUUUUUUUCCCUUGUCUACAGAAACUUAUCUGAAGUUGCUCUAGGAUGCUGCAUGUCAUGAUUAAAGUACGCGAGUGUGUGGAAGAUGUCAGACUGCUAGUUUCCAGAUACCAGUCCGCCAAACUCAUGAAAAGAAUUCCAGUUUAUUUUGUAAAGAUAUGAGUGUGUUACGCAGUUUAUAGUAAAUACACAAGAGGAACGCUUAAGUAUUUGUUGCCAAGGCGGAAUUUGGAUGUAUUCCCAUCCUAGGGUUAUACUUUUCAAAGGAUGAAUUUGUACGUUCAUUACUCUUGAAAUCUCGCGGACAUAUCUCGAAGCUAGUCAUUAAGGUCAAAUUCUGAAAUUCCCACGCAACGAUUAUGAUGCAGUACUGUUCUGUUUAAAGUGGGAGUUAAGUGUGAAUUUGUACCAAAUAUAUUUUUAUGAAAAGGAAAGAUGUUAUGCCAAUUUAUGAAUAUAUAUGUGUGUGUUCUCUAGUUUUCAUAAAAGCUAGAGAAAGAGCAGGGCGUUCGUUUCUUGGCUGUGAAUUAACGCCUGGGACAUGUCCCAGACGCUAUUAUAUGCUUAUAUUGUAACGCCCAGUGAUAGAUAUAUAUAUAUAUAUCUAUAAAUAUAUACUGUAUAAAGAGACGCUCGUGCAUUAUUUAUCGCGAGCUAUUUUGAUCCUUAUACUGUCUUAAAAAAGGUCUUAUUUUUCUUAUCAGUUAUGUGCAGAUUUUACGGGAAAUUGCAAGCUUAGUCAGUAUGGAUCAAAAUUUGUGGUGCAUUUUUUGUUCUUUUGUUUAAAACUCGUCAUUACAUGUCUUUUAGUCUUACGGUUAGACUUUUAAAAGGUGCAUAUUUUAAGCUGUCGAGGUAAAUACGCAUUGGAUUGGCCGAAGCUCCUUUCAGAAAUAAUGUAUUUGACCAGUCUUAGCGUAGCAACCUGAGCGGGUAACUUUUGUAUCCCUUGGAAAGUCUGCUACACAUAUCCUGUUGAUGGCUGCGAGACAUUUUGGCCAGAAUUCUGAAAUGGCUUACAUAAAUCACGAGAACAUGCUCAGUUAAUGAUGGUUAAUAUUAAAAGUGGUGGUGGUGUAUUUGGCGAUUUCAGAAUUCAAGGCCCUUGCGAGUACAAAGUUCCCAUGAUCUUAGCCUUCCCCCUUGUUUAUUUUUUUAAAUAAUAUUUGUUAUACAAAAACUUUAUUAAUAGCUAUAAAUAGAAAGCGGUUGCAAGUUUUUGGUUAUAUGCAAAAUAGUAUCUUAUGAUGAUCGUACCUGAGAUUAUAAGAUAAAUAUGGAACGUAAUCUUUCCUUUUCAGAAUAUUAUGUGCUUCCUGAGCGGAGAAAAUAUUGUAAAAAAAAAAGAUUUUCAGAAAUAAAUCAUUUUAAUUUAUA
This is a messenger RNA of Cherax quadricarinatus, 3022 nucleotides long. Its product is annotated as protein HEXIM1. The record is from RefSeq and is a predicted model, not a curated record. Gene Ontology annotation, biological process: negative regulation of transcription by RNA polymerase II; negative regulation of cyclin-dependent protein serine/threonine kinase activity. Gene Ontology annotation, cellular component: nucleus; nucleoplasm; cytoplasm. Gene Ontology annotation, molecular function: cyclin-dependent protein serine/threonine kinase inhibitor activity; 7SK snRNA binding. NCBI's taxonomy places the organism in Eukaryota, Metazoa, Arthropoda, Malacostraca, Decapoda, Parastacidae.